This is a messenger RNA of Patella vulgata (common limpet), 4124 nucleotides long. Its product is annotated as U2 small nuclear ribonucleoprotein A'. The transcript has 7 exons. Gene Ontology annotation, biological process: mRNA splicing, via spliceosome. Gene Ontology annotation, molecular function: U2 snRNA binding; protein binding. The record is from RefSeq and is a predicted model, not a curated record. The coding region runs from base 163 to 900 and encodes 245 amino acids. Lineage: Eukaryota; Metazoa; Mollusca; Gastropoda; Patellidae. Gene Ontology annotation, cellular component: U2 snRNP.
GCAUGCGUAAAGGGCACUGACCGGAAGUUGAAUGCACGCGUUGAUUGUUUUUUGAAGAAUAAGACGAACGUUUCAGAAACUAAUAAUUUGAGACUCGAUUUUUAAAAUUAUGUAAAUCAGAACCCAUCAUAUCUAAUAUACAUUUAAUAAUACAACCACAAAAUGGUUCGUUUAACGGCUGAACUAAUCGAACAAUCUGCACAAUAUACGAAUCCCGUCAGAGAAAGGGAGCUCGAUUUGAGAGGCUACAGAAUACCAGUUAUAGAAAAUUUAGGGGCAACACUAGAUCAAUUUGAUACGAUAGAUUUCUCUGACAAUGAUAUUAGAAAAUUGGAUGGUUUUCCAUUAUUACGUCGUCUAAAAAGUUUAUUGUUUAACAACAACAGGAUUGUACGUAUAGGAGAAGAUUUAACAGAAAGUAUUUCUAAUCUAGAGACAUUAGUUCUUACAAACAAUGGUAUGCAAGAAUUAGGGGAUUUGGACCCCUUGUCAAGCUUACCCAGUCUUGAACAUUUAAGUUUAUUACGUAAUCCAGUCACAACAAAGAAAAAUUACAGAUUGUAUGUUAUUCAUAAAAUACCUCAGAUUCGUGUUCUCGAUUUUCAGAGAAUUAAAAUGAAGGAAAGGCAGGCAGCGGCUAAAUUGUUUAAGGGGAAGAAAGGUCAACAAUUGGUCCAGGAUCUGGGCAAAAGAAGUAAAUCGUUUGUACCCGGGGAAAAAUUACCCGAGAAAAGAAAUACACCAUCUGGUCCAACUAAAGAAGAAAUGGAUGCCAUUAAGAAAGCUAUUGCUAAUGCUAAAAGUUUAGAUGAAGUCGAAAGAUUGAACCAGAUGUUGAAAUCAGGUCAGGUACCUGGUAGGGAUUCCAGCCAAUCUAAAAGAAGCAAAGGUAACUCUUGAAAUCCAGGCUUCGGUGGGUGGGGUCUGGGUAUAUAUAACCAUAACCUCAUCUAUUAUUGAACUGAUUUCAAACCAUUUUGUGUGGGUGUUUUCUGGCGUGAUUUCCUCUUAUCAAAGGUGCAGGACGGGAGGACCUAACAUGGACACCUAUGUAGUCAUUUAAAUGGGACGAUAAACCGAGGUCUCAUGUAUACAUGGCAGUUGGAAUUCGAUAUAAGAGUAGGGCAUAGUGCCGCUGCCCGGGUAAAAUUUCCCCCAUAGCACACUGUAUGGCAUAUGCUUGUCUUCACUAGCCCAGUAUAGGAGCAGAACAGUAGGACGUUAAACCCCAUUUCAUUUCAUUUUGCUUGGGUGUUUAAUAUAAGCUAGAAUGUGUUGAAAGACUUAUAAGAAAUUUUAAAACAAUGUGUAUUUUAUCAAUGGAUUGUCUGAUAUAAUUGUAUGGUCUAUUCAAAAAAAUUAUUCUUUUAAUCAUUGGGAAAAGAUGCCCAUAGUGCUAAUCCCUCUUUAAGCCUGACACGUAUUCAGGUGUGUGGGUCGGUCCAAUGAUUGCCGGGGGGUUGGGUGGCAGAAUGGUUAACGUGAGUGUUGGAUCAUAAGGUCUGUCAUUGAGUCAAGUGGCGUGGUUUUGAUUCCCGGCUUGUACAUGUCGGGGAGUAGCGUCGCCUGUCCAGCCUUGUGGAUAUUUUCCGGGUUUUACUGUUUCCUCCAACUGCUAAAGACUCCGAUGUUCAAGAGAAUUAAUGAAAUAAAAUUGAACCAUAUGUUAGUCUCGAAAUGAUUUAGUUUGUGUUGAGUGGACAUUAAACCCUGUCCACUCGAUGCGUAGUAAUUUUAAAAUGCAUACAUAGGCAUAAGAACUGUUGGGGAAUGUGUGGUCUAUUCCGUGUGCUUUAGGCCACUAGAUCUGUCACUAGGUUGAGUGGCAUUUUGAUCCCAAGCUGGGUUGCCUGCUCAACAUCAUGUGUCCUACUUUUUGUUUCCCACUGCUAAAGACUCCAAUGUGUAAGGGCCUGAUUGAAAUAAAAUUGUAACAUCGGUUUGUCCAGAAAUGACGUAAGUUGUAUCAAGUUGACGUUGACGUUACACCCCAUUGUUCUCUCUAUGUCUCAAAUUCAAUUAUAUUUUUCUCAUAAAUUUUAACAAAACUAUGUAUUAAAAUAUAAAUUACAUCUGUUUCAGGUGAAGUGGCAUUGAUAUAGUUUUGAAUAGUUAAUCCACUGUCAUCUUAAUCUAAAUCGCUGUCAUCUUAAUCUAAAUGAAUUCAAUUUAGAUAAUUUUAAAGGGUUUAUGACGGUGGUGGGCAAACGUUUUUAGGUGGAGGGCCAAACACAAUGUUUUGAAACAAAGCGAGGGCCAAACAAGGAUUAUGAAAUGCCACUUUUAUUCAGAGAAAAAUCAAAGCAUGUUAAAUCAAACAAUAACAUAAAAUGAAAGUAGGCCUAAGUCAAGUGGCGUCAGUUAGGCAACUAUAAAUAGACCUAGAAAGAUUAUUGAUCCUACGGAGAGGAACUCCUGUUAGAAUUUUUACUAAAAAUUAAUCUGAAAUCAAUAUCAUUAUAAAAUUAACUUUGUAUCAUAGUAUUCUCUACAAAUUUAUCUUAAAUCAGCUUUGAAUUCAAAAUAAUCUGGCAAAUUGCUUCAAAGCGGACACCUGGAAAAGUUGGGAAUUUUUAAGUCUGACCGAUUCUCUUCUUUAAAAUAUGAUUAAUAAUACCUGGAAAAGUUGGGAAUAUUUAGAUCUGAACAAUUGUUUUUUAAAAUAUGAUUAAUAAUUUGUUUGUCUGUGUAAUUACAGGAAUUGAGGAGGAAGAAGAGGAAGAGAUGGAUAUGUAAUAUAGCGCCAACAGAAUUUUCAUUAAAUCAUCGUUAUCAUCUGUAUAUAUUUUCAUAUAAAAAAACUGUAUCGCACGAUCAUCUGUUUCUAGGACGUAAAAUCUAUUCUUAUUUCUCUUUCAGACUGGAAACUGCAAUAACCUCGCCAACCCUUAAUUCAUCGCCCAAAUUAUUGUUGAUAUUUUGCACAGAUAAAUCAAACAGAAAUUUGGAAUUUUACUCUGGGAGCCACUGUGGUUAAGUGGGUAAAACGCUGGCUCGCUAGCUUGAAGGUUGCGUGUUCGAUCCCUGCAUUGGCUGAGAAAGUUCAUCGGAUUUGCCGGCUUGGUUUCCCCUUGUCAGUGUUUCAGGACGGAGGGCCUGACAAGGACAGCUGUCUAGUCGUUUAAAUGGUACGAAAAACCAAGGUCCCGUGUACACAUUGGUGUGCACGUAAAAGAUCUCAUGGCAGUUGGAAUUGGAUAUAAGAGUAGGCCAUAGUGCCGCCGUCCGGGCAAAAUUUCCCUGAUAGCACACUGUAUGGUGUAUGCCCGUCUUCAUUAGCCCAGUUGGAGCAGAACAGUAGAACAUUAAACCCCGAUUCAUUUUGUUUUGAUUUAUCUGUGUGAAAUAUUGAUAAUGAUGAUGUAUUAUUUUAGAAAUGUCAGUUACUAAAGUUGAUAAGAACAGAACUUUAAAAUACUACAUACUAAAUAUUACAGUGAUGGAUGUAUAUUUUGAAAUCCCGCCCGCUAAUACAGCCAGGCUAUAUUCUAUUUGUCUCAUAUUGUGUGAAUAUUGGCUCCGUGAAUAAUACAUCAGUUGUUCCGGAUUUUUUACUGUUUGAUACGCUUUCUAUUCAUGAUGGCUCAGUCGAAGCAGAACAGUAGGAGGUUAAACCUCAUUUCAUUUCUAUUCAUGAUGAUGACCGGUCUAACCUGUGCAUUUUAGAUCUUUAGCCCAGGUUCAUAUGUGAGGUGGAGUAGGGUCACACGCCUAACCUGUUGAAUUUUUGUGAGGUAUUGCCAUUUUCUCACCCUUCUAAAGACGUGUGCGCACGAGAAAAUCUUUGAAAUAAAAUCAUAGGUCUGAAAUAACCUGGUUUGUGUCGAGACGAAGUUAAACUCUGUUUAAUAAAUUUAAAUUAAACCAGUCUCAAUUGUUGACUGAUGUAUUUUCGACUCGAUAAUCAGCCAAUUAUUUAUAACAUAUUGAGCCAUGUAGAAUAUGUAGCUAUUGUAAAUUGUAUUAUACCAAAUGUCAGUUAUUAAAGUUGAUAAGAACAGAGCUUUAAGAUUGAAACAUUUUGGUAUCAGAUGUAUUAUUUUAUUUUCUAAUAUCAUGAUAUGAAAUUAUUUGAAUAAUGUUUAUAUUUGAAUUUAAUAUCAAAUAAAAGGUUGAGAGGCAAA